This is a messenger RNA of Heteronotia binoei (common prickly gecko), 1492 nucleotides long. RefSeq names its product cytochrome P450 2J2-like. The coding region runs from base 1 to 1482 and encodes 493 amino acids. Gene Ontology annotation, molecular function: oxidoreductase activity, acting on paired donors, with incorporation or reduction of molecular oxygen, reduced flavin or flavoprotein as one donor, and incorporation of one atom of oxygen; iron ion binding; heme binding. Gene Ontology annotation, biological process: arachidonate metabolic process; xenobiotic metabolic process. Lineage: Eukaryota; Metazoa; Chordata; Lepidosauria; Squamata; Gekkonidae. The transcript is spliced from 9 exons. Gene Ontology annotation, cellular component: cytoplasm; intracellular membrane-bounded organelle. The record is from RefSeq and is a predicted model, not a curated record.
AUGUGGAUAUCGGGAACUUUGAUAGCGGUGCUCACGAGUGCUGUGAUCCUGCACUUUCUGAAACAACUCUGGUCACACAAGAACUAUCCUCCAGGGCCUCUUCGGCUUCCUAUCAUUGGAAGCGUUUGGCGGAUAUUGAUAAACUUUUCUCUGGAUACUUUCAUUAAGCUAGCAAAGCAAUAUGGAAACGUUUACACCAUAUGGGCAGGGAGCUUGCCUGUGGUGGUAAUGUCUGGAUUCGAAGCAGUAAAAGAAGCUACAAUCAACCAUUCAGCAGAUUUUGAUGAGCGACCAGUGUCGCCCUUCUUUGAAGCCUUCGGAAAACAAAAAGGUAUUAUAUUGUCAAAUGGCCACACCUGGAGACAACAAAGGAAGUUUGGGCUAGUUACCCUGCGGAAGCUGGGGCUGGGGAAGAAAGGCAUAGAGCACCAAAUAGAAGAGGAGGCCCAUCAGCUUGCUCAGACCUUUGCAGAUGCAAAAGGCCAACCAGUUGACGCUAUGUUACUCAUCACUAAUUGUGUUACCAAUGUGAUCUGUGCUCUCACCUUUGGUCAGCGGUUUUCAGUUGGAGAUGAAGAAUUCCACAAGUUGAGAGAUGCCUUAUUUGAUCUUGUAAAUUUUUCAGGCACCCUUUUCCAUGUUCUGUACGACCUCUUCCCAUGGCUCCUGAAACAUCUCCCAGGACCUCACAAGAAGGGUAUUGCCGGACGUGAUUUUAUAGCUUCCUUUGCGAGGAAGGAGAUACAAAAGCAUAAGGUGCACAAGGCCACGCACGAGCCACAGGAUUUCACUGACUACUAUCUACUUCAGAUAGAUAAAAACAAGAGGGACCCCAAUUCUACCUACAAUGAAGAGAACUUGGUGCAGUGCAUUGUAGACCUGUUCGCUGCAGGCACAGAAACGACGACCACGACACUUAACUGGGCAUUGCUCAUGAUGGCAAAUUAUCCAGAUGUUCAAGAAAAAGUCCAGAAGGAGAUAGAUGACAUUUUUGGUUCCUCAGCAAUGUUUUCCUACCAAGAUCGGAAGAAAGUGCCCUACACCAAUGCUGUGAUUCAUGAGAUCCAGCGUUUCAAAUAUAUCUUAUUGUUUGGAGUCCCCAGACAAUGUUCAAAGGAUGUGAACCUGUUUGGUUUUUUCAUUCCAAAGGGGGCCACUGUUAUUACAGAUCUCCGCUCUGUUCUUCUUGACCCUAAGCAUUGGGAGAAACCUCAUGAGUUCAACCCAAAUCAUUUUUUGGACAAGGAUGGAAAUUUUGUGGAGAGAGAAGCAUUCCUUCCAUUUGGAGCAGGGGCCCGUGUGUGUCUGGGGGAGCAGCUGGCAAGGAUCGAAAUCUUCAUCAUCUUCACCAGGUUGUUGAGGACGUUCACCUUUCGGCCACCAGAAGGAAUGAAAAAAAUCAAAGAAGAACCUGUAGUACGAUUGACUACCCCUCCCUAUCCUUAUAAGAUCUGCGCCAUUCCCCGCAACAGUGGCUCAUAAGCCAUAAAUG